Aureobasidium namibiae CBS 147.97 is the source of this 420-nucleotide messenger RNA. RefSeq lists its product as uncharacterized. The record is from RefSeq and is a predicted model, not a curated record. The transcript has 3 exons. Gene Ontology annotation, molecular function: flavin-dependent sulfhydryl oxidase activity; flavin adenine dinucleotide binding. Gene Ontology annotation, cellular component: mitochondrion. The annotation marks the transcript as partial. Lineage: Eukaryota; Fungi; Ascomycota; Dothideomycetes; Dothideales; Saccotheciaceae.
AUAGAUGAGUCGACUCUUUCUGGACAUGUGAUUGCCCCCAAGCUCGGCAACGAGACCGCAAAAGCCGAACUUGGUCGUGCAGCAUGGAAGCUCUUCCACACGACAUUUGCCCGCUUCCCUGACAAACCAACCGCCGAAGAGAGUUCCGCCUUGAACGCAUACAUCCACUUGUUCCAGCGAUUAUAUCCUUGCGGCGAAUGUGCCGGCCACUUCCGAACGAUCCUCGACAAGUUCCCUCCGCAAGUCACAUCACGAUCAGCUGCAGCAGCUUGGGGUUGCCACGUCCACAAUGAGGUCAACAAGUCGCUGAAGAAAGAGAUAUUUGAUUGCUCCAACAUUGGUGACUUCUACGACUGUGGUUGUGCAGACGGAGAGGCACCGGAAGGAGGCGACAGGAAAGAAGUCACCCAGGCGAGGAAG